Molecule: messenger RNA, 686 nt
Organism: Pseudocercospora fijiensis CIRAD86
Lineage: Eukaryota; Fungi; Ascomycota; Dothideomycetes; Mycosphaerellales; Mycosphaerellaceae
Exons: 1
Coding region: 49-522 (157 amino acids)
Source: RefSeq, a predicted model, not a curated record
CCAGGAAGAGUCUGGGACGAGCUGGCUCAACUGAUCAAUCGUAACCUCAUGUCGGCAGCAUCCACAAAUGCUCAGCGCCUGGGGAUAGCCCAGAGCACAUUACAGAGCGCAAAUUCAACCCUCACACCCAGACCGACCAGCAGUGGAAUACCUGCUACACUGCAACCUCUGCCUCCGCAGCAUCAGGUGCCUCACGAUCCCAUCAUCGAUAUCAUACCGCACCCACGCCUACGAUUCAACGUGCUGAGAGCGAUUGCCGCACAGCAGAUAGAUGCUGCAGCUAUCUCGAGGGACUUGCGGGCAUCAGGAGCUAUGGAGAACCUGCAGGGCCAGUGGCAGCGCGGUGGGCUGGUCGUGUGGAGCUCGCCCGAGCAGCUUGCAUCUUGGGAGCUCUCAGCAGCAUUCGUGCUGAAAUGGAGUUUCCUGCUACAAGGCUGUGAAGACUUCUUGCAGGCCACGAAUGCCUGGCGAAGCCGACGCGGAGAAAGACUGUUUCCACAAUCAAUCAACAGUACAAGAUGAGAGGGCGGACUUAAGCGGCGAUACCAUAUUAUCCAGAUUGAUCAGAUUAUGAUGAUAGCGUUCAGAGCGCAAUGUUCAGGCGCUGCACGGCACGGAAGGAACGGGCCCUAGAAGAGUCCUAAAGUUUGGUUCGAUUAGUGAUGUAUUAGAUACUUUCACGUUCG